AUGAGUUUAAUGAAAAAAAGAAUAAAAGAAACAAUGGCUAAACCAUUAAUUGGUACAUCAUUACAAGAUAUGGUAAAAGGACUUAGAUCAAAUGCAGGAAAUGAACAAGCAUUUAUUAAUCAAACGAUUGCAGAUAUUAAGAAAGACAUAGUAACAUCAGAUAUGAAGAGGAAAGCUAUUUGUAUUCAAAAAUUAACAUAUCUUGAAAUGCUUGGACAAGAAACAAAUUGGUCAGGAUUUCAUAUCAUUGAACUUUCUGCUAAACAAUCUUUUUGGAUGAAACGAGUUGCUUAUCUUGCUGCACAAAUUUGUUUACAUGAAAGUGAUGAUGUUUUAAUGUUAAUUACUAAUCAAUUAAAGAAAGAUCUUCAAGGAACAGCAUAUGAAAGUUGUAAUGCAUGUGCAUGUUUUUCUGCUAUUGUUAAUGAAUCACUUGCUCGUGAUCUUGCAGCUGAAUUAGUAAAACUUCUUACAUCAGGAAAAGAUUUUUUAAGAAGAAGAGCAUGUUUAAUGAUGUAUCCAAUGUGUAAAGAAUAUCCAGAUGCUUUAAGACCAUCAUUUGCUAAAAUGAAAGAAAAAUUAAAAGAUAGUGAUCCUACAGUUGUUGCAGCAGCAUGUGUUUCAUUUGUUGAAUUAGUUAAACAUGAACCAAAACAAUAUAUUUCACUUGCACCAAUAUUAUAUGAAAUUAUUAAAGAACCAAUAAAUCAAAAUAAUGAUUUACUUAUGACAAAGGCUAUUAAAAUACUUGGAAUGCUUGCAUCAGUUGAAUUAAGAUUAGCUAAAAUUCUUGUAGAACCAUUUAACUCAUUAUUACAAAGUAAUAUUACAAGUCCUAUUUUAUUUGAAUUAAUUAAUGCAUGUAUUAUUGGAUUAAAUAAACAUAUUCCCACAAUGAAAACAUGUCUUGGAAAAAUUAAUAUGAUGAUUCAAGACAAUGAAGGAAAUAUAAGAUAUUGUGGAUUAAAACUUCUUGGAUUAAUGAUGACUAAACAUCCUAAAGCAGUAAUUGAAAGUAGAGAUACAGUAUUAGCAUGUUUAUCAGAUCCAGAUGAUUCAUUAAGAAGAACAGCACUUGAAUUAUUAAUUGGAAUGGUAACAAAAAAGAAUAUUUGUGAGACAGUAGAUAAAUUAUUAGUAAUUGUAGAAAAAUCAGAAAAUUCAUAUUAUAGAGAUGAAUUAUUCUUAAAAAUUAUUGAAAUUAUUAAGAAAGAUAAUUAUGAUAAUGUUACUGACUUUGAAUGGUAUUUAAAACUUUUAAGUAGAUUAUCAACUCAACAAUUAGAACAAUCUGUAUUUAAUGUUGUUUCUAAAGAAAUAUCAAAUAUUAUGGUAAGAGUACCAGACAUUAGAUUGUUUGGUAUAACACUUUUAAAAACUAUUAUUACUUCUCAUAAUUUCCUUCAAAUGGCAAGUGGUUCAAAUUUACUUGUUGAAUGUGCUUGGUGUGUUGGUGAAUAUAUUUAUUAUUUAACUAGUGAAGAAACGUUACAAAUGUUAAGACAUUUAAUUAAUGUUAAACAUACCUCAUUAAAUCCAGACGUUCAAGCUUCAUUCCUUGAAGCAGCAUUUAAAACAUUUAUAGAAGUUGUUGAUCCAAGAGACCCUGCUGAUAUAGAAGAAGCAGAUGAUGACGAUGAGGUUAUUUCAAUCCCUAAAACAAAAUUGUCCGACGAUGAUUUAACUAAUCUUCUUGCUGAAAUUGAUUCAACAUUAACUCCAUUUGCUCAAAGCACUCAUCUUGAAGUUCAAGAAAGAGCUUGUUUCAUGUUGGCUAUUGUAAGACAAUUUGAAAGUUUAAGAGAACAAGGAAUUGAUGUUAUUGAUGAAUUAAGAUAUUUAAAUGAUGAAAUUCUUCUCCCAGUUAAUCCAAAAGCACAAAGUUUAAUUGAAGUACCAGAAGAUCUUCAUUUAGAUGAUGUUAUCAAUCCUGAAUUUGAAGAAGCUGGUAAAGAAGAUACUCCAGAUGCAUAUUUAUUUGAUGAAUUAUCUGGAGAUAAAAAUGUUAAAGUUACAAAAUCAAAGUCAGAAAGAAAAGGAAAUGCCUUUUAUAUUGAUGAUGAUUAUGAUGAUGACUUAUUUGAGAAGGAUGAUGAUGAACCAAAAGAAACUGUUAAAGUUGAAAUGAAACCUGUUGAAAUGGAUACUUUUUCAAAUGGAGCAGAAGGAUUAACAGCAGAAGAAGAAUUAAGAAAAGCAUUUACUUUAAGUAAGAAAAAAGGAACAAAGAAAGGUUCUUCUAAAGGAAAGAAAGGCAAAGUAACAGGUGAAGUUAUGCCAGAAGUUAUUAACAAAAAAGAAAAAAUUGAAGAAAAAGAUAAAGAAAAAGAUAAACUUGCUCAAAUUGAUCUUGCUGCUCCUGUUAGUGAAAAAGAAUUAUUAGCAUUACCAAAACAUAGAUCUCAAAAAACUACAGUUGUUGAAGUUGCACAACAAAAUCUUCCAAGAAUGGAAGGUGGUAAAGACUUAUGUAAAAACAAAGCAUUUGGUGUAAAAUAUUUACUUAAAACUAAUAAGAAACAUCCAACUAAAGUUAUGAUUCAAUUAGAAAUUGAAAAUUUCUGUGAAUUUAAAGCAUCUGUUGCUGUUCUUAUUAAUCAAUCAACACUAUAUACUAUUGACUCUAUUAGUAGAACUACUCCUAUUCCUACUGGAGGUUAUAUCUUUGUCACUAUCAUCGCUGACUUAAAAAAGAUUAAUUCAGUUGUUUUGAAAGGUGCUAUUAAAUGUGCUGCUGCUCAAACAACAUCAAAUAUUGCAAUUAAAAUUCCAGCAUCUACAUUCAUUAUUGGUACUGAACUUUCUAAACCUGAACUUGCUCAAAUUAUUAAAACAAAGAAAAUGAUUUCUAUGGCUUAUUCUGUCUCUGAAGAUACAAAGUUUGAUGUUGUAGGAUUAUUUGAAAGUCUUCAACUCCUUGCAGUUAAAGGCUCAGCUAAUAAGAUUUGGUAUGGCAUAACUCUUAAAGGAGAUGACAUCGCUAUUUUACUUACAAACAAACAAGGUAAAAUCGGUUUUGACGUUAAAACUACUGACAAAAUUUGUGGAGAUGCUAUUUUGAAACAAAUCAAAGAAACACUCGGACAACAGUAA
Messenger RNA from Entamoeba histolytica HM-1:IMSS, 3093 nucleotides. RefSeq names its product Adapter-related protein complex 3 (AP-3) subunit, putative. The record is from RefSeq and is a predicted model, not a curated record. Gene Ontology annotation, biological process: Golgi to vacuole transport; protein targeting to vacuole. Gene Ontology annotation, cellular component: endosome membrane; AP-3 adaptor complex; membrane coat. The coding region runs from base 1 to 3093 and encodes 1030 amino acids. Lineage: Eukaryota; Evosea; Mastigamoebida; Endamoebidae. The transcript has a single exon.